Molecule: messenger RNA, 663 nt
Organism: Fusarium falciforme
Lineage: Eukaryota; Fungi; Ascomycota; Sordariomycetes; Hypocreales; Nectriaceae
Exons: 2
Coding region: 1-663 (220 amino acids)
Source: RefSeq, a predicted model, not a curated record
AUGGUUUCAUCGGCGCUUUCUUUCCUCCUUGGGUCAUUGGCCAUUGGCGCCGUGACAGCGAAGCCUGUGUCUACUACUACUACUGUGUCUUCUUGCGUCCCCGUUCCCACAACAGUUGCACCCGGAGAUCCCACUGUCACCUUCAUCACUCAGCCAGAGGAACGCGAUGACGAUAAAAAGCCCAGCACCUCCCUCCACAUCGACUUCGAAGACAACAGCCUCGACCACUGGACCAUCAAUUCCGACAAAUCCUUCUCCUACAACAUCGAACACCUGCAGACUCCCUACGGAGACUCACAUGUGUUCAAGAUCAUCGAGCCUACCGCAGAGGGCUACGCCUUUAUCGACUACAAGGAGGUCUUGAAGCUCGAAAAGAGCACACGCGGCUACAAGGUUGCCUUUACCGCCAGGUGCAGCUGGAUCGAUAAGGACGGCGUCACAGAUUGGUCACCUAUCGAGGUCAUCCUCAAGCACAGCGGUAGCAGAGUCUUCGAGACAAGGCCUUCCAACGGCAAGGACCUGGGCAAUGGCUGGGCUCGGUUUGAGGAGGAGCUUCAGAAUGAGGACGUCACUGGUGAUACCAAGUUGAGAAUCAGGGUCAAGUCUACGGGUUGGUCCUUGCAAUGGUACUUUGACGACAUCGUGGUCGAGAAGAUCGAGUAG